AGCGCAGCUGUGAAAGUGAGGGACAUUGGGGAAAUUAAGCCUUACUUUUUCACUUCAAUACGCAAGCUCACCUUCGGUCAGUUCGAAUGUAAAAAGAAUGCGACACAACCAGAAGCCAGCGUAAAGGAAUACCCGCUAGAAUGUGUCCUGAGGGCAUCAUAUAAUUCUAGGGCAUUUGCCAGGCACUCCAACCUUUUACUUCCAGAGCUCGGCAACUGUACGAAAUCAACAUACUCUGACCCAAACCCUAACCAUUAAAUAUCAUCUGAUAUCCUCAGGAGACUUUCUAGUGGAUAUUCAUUUGUGCUGCUCUGUCCUGUUAUGCUCAUAUGCUGGUUGUACCCAAACCCAACAUGGUCGUCUGAGCUUCACUGACUGAUGACCCAAACAUUCAGCAGCACAACCUCUCGCGAGAGUAAGCGUUAACGAUCUCGCUUCUACCGUGUGUCUUGUGCUAGGAGAAGUUGCAUUGAAGAAGCAGAAGAAAUGCCUUUGCACGAUGAAGGGUUUGUGGUGCGCAUCCGUGGCUUGCCUUGGUCUUGCACACAGGAAGAGGUUGCAGGAUUUUUCUCAAAUUGCAGUAUUGUGGGUGGGAUAAAUGGAGUGAGGUUUACUUUUUCUAAAGAAGGACGGCCAAGUGGAGAAGCUUUUAUUGAACUGGAGACAGCAGAAGACUUCAAAAGUGCACUAGCAAAGGAUCGCAAAUACAUGGGUCAUAGAUAUAUUGAGGUCUUUAAGUCAAACAGCAGUGAGCUGGACUGGGUGUUGCAGCGAUGCGGUCCGAAUGAUUAUGACAGUUGUAGUGGGUGUCUGGUGCGGCUCCGAGGGCUCCCCUUUGGCUGCAGCAAGGAGGAGAUUGUUCAGUUCUUUUCAGGGUUGAAAAUCGUGCCAAAUGGGAUAACAUUGCCGGUGGACUACCAGGGGAGAAGCACAGGGGAAGCCUUCGUGCAGUUUGCUUCAAAGGAGAUAGCAGAAAAAGCACUGGGGAAACACAAGGAAAGGAUAGGGCACAGGUACAUUGAAAUCUUCAAGAGCAGCCGGAAUGAAAUCCAGGUCUAUUCCGAGCUGCCCCGGAGGAUGCUGGCACAGAGGCCUGGGCCCUAUGACAGGCCUCUGGCAGGACGCGGAGCGAUUUUCAGCCCUGGACCUGGGAGAGGAGGAGGAGUGUUAGAUCAGAUGCGAGCUGGUGGAGGAUACAGUGGUGGUUAUGGUGGACUUGACAACUUCAAUGGCUACAGUAAUUUCUGCUUUGGCAAUGGCAUGUUCGAUGACAGAAUGAGGACUGAAAGAAGCAGAGGUGUUGGUCAUCGUUAUGGUGGAGGAGGAGAUGCCAGUUCUGGUAUUCACACUGGUCACUUUGUGCACAUGAGAGGGCUUCCUUUUCGAGCCACAGACAGAGACAUUGCUCAUUUUUUCUCUCCAUUAAAUCCUGUAAGACUGCAUGUUGAUGUUGGACCCAAUGGCAAAUCCACUGGAGAGGCAGAUGUGGAAUUUGCAACACAUGAAGAUGCUGUAUCCGCCAUGUCUAAAGACAAAAAUCACAUGCAGCAUCGCUACAUUGAGCUGUUUCUGAAUUCAACAUCCAGUGCUGGUUCUAAAAUGGGUCGUGGUAGAGGUGGAUACUGCAGCAGUUCUGGAGGCAUGGGAAAGGGAGGGGGAAGUGGGCUGCGAGGGACGUUUUAAAAAGAGGAAUGGACCCCUGUCCAUUUUCAGGAGGGGGACUAUUCGAGGGAGUGGGGAUUUGUUUUUUGUAUUUCAAAAUGUUUUUCAUAAGUUCGUAUGAAUUGUGCUUAGGUUGUUUUUGUGUCUUAAACUUUAGAAAGGUUAUCUGAGUAAUUGCAUAUUUAAAUCUGUUAUUGCACAUUUUUGAUUCUUAUUAAAAUUUUAUACACAGAAGUGUAAGUG
Polyodon spathula (Mississippi paddlefish) is the source of this 1905-nucleotide messenger RNA. RefSeq names its product heterogeneous nuclear ribonucleoprotein H3 (2H9) (gene hnrnph3). Gene Ontology annotation, cellular component: ribonucleoprotein complex; nucleoplasm. Gene Ontology annotation, molecular function: RNA binding. The transcript is spliced from 11 exons. Gene Ontology annotation, biological process: regulation of RNA splicing. NCBI's taxonomy places the organism in Eukaryota, Metazoa, Chordata, Actinopteri, Acipenseriformes, Polyodontidae. The record is from RefSeq and is a predicted model, not a curated record. Bases 487 to 1683 code for a protein of 398 amino acids.